Prinia subflava (tawny-flanked prinia) is the source of this 1653-nucleotide messenger RNA. RefSeq names its product zinc finger protein 3-like. Gene Ontology annotation, biological process: regulation of transcription by RNA polymerase II. Gene Ontology annotation, molecular function: DNA-binding transcription factor activity, RNA polymerase II-specific; RNA polymerase II cis-regulatory region sequence-specific DNA binding. The transcript has 2 exons. Bases 586 to 1266 code for a protein of 226 amino acids. The record is from RefSeq and is a predicted model, not a curated record. NCBI's taxonomy places the organism in Eukaryota, Metazoa, Chordata, Aves, Passeriformes, Cisticolidae.
GGAGCUCGCCCCAAAAAUCCCGGGGGGAUCCCUGGGUUUGGGGUCUUUUGAGGGGAGGGAUGUUUGGAGCUUGCAGGGCUCCAAAGCCGAGCCGCAGGUGCCCUCGGGGGGUCCCGGGCGGUGUUUUUGGGGGGUCCCGGUGGCGGCAGAGGGGCAGGGGGAUGCGGGACCCCCGCGGUGGGGGUUGAGCUUCCCGGGCCGGGCCCUCCGAGCUCAGUGGGGAGCGGUGGGACCGGGGGGACCCCGGGUUUGGGGAGCCCCGGGAGAGCCCCUGCACCCCGAAGCAGAGAAUAGGGGGAGAAGGGACCCCGGGACCCAAAAUCUCCCAGCCCCCCUAAGUGGGGUGGUGGAAAAAGGGGGGAAUUUUUUGGAUUCCUGGGACUCUCAGCUGCCUGGGGAGGGCAGGGACCGAGUAGACGGGGGGGCCCCCAGUACAAGCGUGACCCCCGACAGCUGGGACAGGGGGGAGCCUGAACACCAAAUGGGAGAGACCAGAGAUGGGGAACUCCUGAGGGGCAUUUUCAGGCUUGAUUUUUGGUAUUUGGGAGGUUCACAUGAACCCCAGAUUCCCGGUGACUUCUAGAGAUGGACUUGGACAGAAAAGGACCUUCAAAAUCAAUGUGCUCAUCCCUUGAUUUUCUCCAAACCAGGAUUUCUCAUCCCCAAACCUUGGCUGGAUGGAGGAGGCUGCGAGGAGGAGGAAGAUAUCCCUGGGACAGCCAGGCAGAAAAGGAGCUGAGGAAAGAGACCAGGGAGGACAAAUCCCCACAGCAGAACCUCCUGGAAGAGGCCGUUUUGAGUGGAUCCACAGCAGAGAAAUCCAAUGGGGAGGAAAAGCGCCCCGGAUCCUGCAUGAGGAGGGGCUCCAAACACAUCCAAAGGUGCCCUGGUGAGGAAACACCCACCCUGUGCCAGGACCGUGGCCGGAGAUCCAGCCAGAGCUCAGACCUGUUUGUCCAUGAGCAGCUUUGUGACAAAGAGAGGCGCUGUGAGUGCUUGGAGUGUGGGAAGAGCUUUGGCAAGAACUCCUCCCUGAUCCGCCACCAGAGGAUCCACACUGGGGAACGGCCCUGCCAGUGUGGGGAAUGUGGGAAGGGCUGCAGAGACAGCUCUGAGCUGAUCAAACACCAGAGGAUCCACACUGGGGAACUGUCUCCGCGGGGCCUGACCGGGAUUGAGAGACUCUGGAGACGUUCUAGGUUCCGCAGGGCAGGGCAGGAAGACCCGAUGUUUAUUUACAAAGUCACUUAUAUACAUUUCAUAUAAUGACCAUCGAUUGGGGGAUGGAAUCCCCACCUCCUACUUCACACUGGUCAAGCUGUCAAUGACCUUUUCUCCUCCCAGCUAGAAAUAUGUAAACAAUGGGAGACAGUUAGGAAAACAUGCCAAUGUUUACAUUAGCAAGCGGGAGAAACUGCCUAGCCAGGGACAGAGCCUCAUGGCAACAGGGAACGGCCCUACGAGUGUGGGGAGUGUGGGAAGGGCUUCAGAAACAGCUCUGAGCUGAUCAAACACCAGAGGAUCCACACUGGGGAACGGCCCUACGAGUGUGGGGAGUGUGGGAAGAGCUUCACCCAGCGCUCCGGCCUCAUCCACCACCAGAACACCCACACUGAAGAAAGGCCGUAUGGCUUCAACCAGAGGUCCCAACUG